This is a messenger RNA of Fusarium pseudograminearum CS3096, 618 nucleotides long. RefSeq lists its product as uncharacterized. NCBI's taxonomy places the organism in Eukaryota, Fungi, Ascomycota, Sordariomycetes, Hypocreales, Nectriaceae. The transcript has 3 exons. Bases 1 to 618 code for a protein of 205 amino acids. The record is from RefSeq and is a predicted model, not a curated record.
AUGUUGAAGAUAUGGUCUAUGAAAAAGGAGCAGAAGGAUGCGGAAAAUGCUGAAGGCCAAGCUUCUGGCGGCAAGAAGAAGAAGGUGACCGCCGCUCAGUUGCGCGUGCAAAAAGGUAUGGCCAAGUGCCUCGCCGACACCAAGACCGAGAAACAGCUAACACAGGCUAUUGCAGAUCUUUCAGAACUUUCCCUCGGCUCGACGAUGAAGACAGAGUUCCCCGACCCUGACGAUAUCCUUAACUUUGUCCUCACAAUUGACCCCGACGAGGGCAUGUACCGAAGCGGUCGAUUCACAUUCGAUUUUACCAUUAACCAGAACUUUCCACACGAGCCGCCCAAGGUCCGAUGUCGAGAAAAGAUUUAUCAUCCCAACAUUGACCUUGAGGGCAAGGUGUGCCUGAACAUUCUGCGAGAGGACUGGAAGCCUGUGUUGAACUUGAACGCAGUGAUUGUUGGCCUACAGUUCCUUUUCCUUGAACCAAACGCAUCGGACCCGCUGAACAAGGAGGCAGCUGAGGAUCUACGAAACAACCGGGAAGGCUUCAAGCGCAAUGUGAGGACUGCUAUGGGUGGCGGAGUGGUUAAGGGCACGAAUUACGACAGGGUCCUCAAAUAG